Molecule: messenger RNA, 1076 nt
Organism: Bubalus bubalis (water buffalo)
Lineage: Eukaryota; Metazoa; Chordata; Mammalia; Artiodactyla; Bovidae
Gene: RBP4
Product: retinol binding protein 4
Exons: 6
Coding region: 178-783 (201 amino acids)
Biological process (GO): retinol transport
Molecular function (GO): retinol binding; retinol transmembrane transporter activity
Source: RefSeq, a predicted model, not a curated record
CCGGCGCCUCCCCCUCGGUCUUUCACCCCGCGCCGUUACGAAAGCGCGACCCCCUCCCCCCGGAGCUAUAAAGCCGCCCGGCGGCCCCCGCGGCGCGCUCGCCUUGCUGGCUCCAAGCGCGCUCGGACCCGCGGCCAGGCUUGCGCGCAGCUCCCGACAGGCGGACUCCCGAGCGAGAUGGAGUGGGUGUGGGCGCUGGUGCUACUGGCGGCGCUGGGCAGCGCCCGGGCGGAGCGCGACUGCCGGGUGAGCAGCUUCCGAGUCAAGGAGAACUUCGACAAGGCUCGCUUCGCCGGCACCUGGUACGCCAUGGCCAAGAAGGACCCCGAGGGCCUCUUUCUGCAAGACAACAUCGUCGCCGAGUUCUCCGUGGACGAGAAUGGCCACAUGAGCGCCACGGCCAAGGGCCGAGUCCGUCUCUUAAAUAACUGGGACGUGUGUGCAGACAUGGUGGGCACCUUCACAGACACUGAGGACCCUGCCAAGUUCAAGAUGAAGUACUGGGGCGUAGCGUCCUUUCUCCAGAAAGGAAACGAUGACCACUGGAUCAUUGACACGGACUACGAGACCUUUGCCGUGCAGUACUCCUGCCGCCUCCUGAACCUCGAUGGCACCUGCGCUGACAGCUACUCUUUCGUGUUUGCCCGAGACCCCAGCGGCUUUUCCCCCGAAGUGCAGAAAGUCGUGCGGCAGAGGCAGGAGGAGCUGUGCCUGGCCAGGCAGUACCGGCUGAUCCCUCACAACGGUUACUGUGAUGGCAAGUCAGAAAGAAACAUUUUGUAGCAACAUGGAAGGUGUCCUUUCAUUAGGAAACUUCCCAUUAACCUUACUCAGCCUCCAACUCUUAGGAGUUUAGUUUGCUUCACCUCCCCUCCCUGCCCCUCCUACCCCUCCCCUCCCCUCCCCUCUGUAAACAAAAAAAAAAACCCUUCAGUAUACGUAAAAAACAUACAUGGGGAUCAGUGAAUCUGCUUGUACUCAAAUGUAUGUCUUCUCUGGAGUUUUCUAAGGAAUCAUUUGAGGCUUAGGAUUCCAGACUUUGACUUAUUAAAAUAUGUAUAGUUACCCAUUUCCAA